This is a messenger RNA of Pelobates cultripes (western spadefoot toad), 30195 nucleotides long. The record is from the annotation of a GenBank genome assembly. Lineage: Eukaryota; Metazoa; Chordata; Amphibia; Anura; Pelobatidae.
AUGCAGCUCUGUAACACACAGGUAAUGGGGCAGGGAGCAAAGUGCCCCACACUCACACUGUAGCCGAGGGAGGGCAGAGAGACGGUGUAUGGUUAUAUAUAGUGUGUGAAUUGUAGGGAUUUCCUGAACAUAAUGGUUGAGAAUUAAUGCAUAGCUGACUUGAGAAUUUUAAAAUUCCAACCUUUUUUAAAAUUCCAAUCUUUUUAAAAUUCCAACCUAGAAAUUUUUUUAUUUAAUUUUGGAUUCCCUAAAAUUCAAACUUUAGAGACAAAUAAUGUACAGAAAGAUAGUGUGUGUUUAUUGCCAGGGUAUUUAUAAACUUGUCUGUCACUUCUGGGGUCUUUGCAAAGACUCUAAGAUGUCAUGUCCACUUACACUGUGACCCACCUCAGAGAAAAGGGAGAUAUAUAGUGACUACUACAACUACUGCAACAACUCACUCGCGAGGUGCAGGGGCCAUUUCUUCUUAAAUUUUAUCUCCAAGCAGAUUCACAAGGCUAGACCUGCUGUCACUGUUGCCUUCUGGCACAUGCACAAACCAGGAAGAACCAAAAAUAUCUUUAUUAGAUUUAGGUUAUUAGAAAUUAGAACACUAGUACUACCGAUUUCUGGUUUAAUCCAAUUGUACAGCGCUGCAGAAUUGAUUGGCGCUUUUAUAAAUAAUAAUAAUAAUAAUAAUAACAACCCCUUAAGGUACUACAGUGACUAGGCACCAUACCAGCCACUGAGAUAUGAUAUAUAGUAUUUUGGACAUUACUUUUAUUUUAGACCAAUACAUUCGUUCAAGGGAUGGUUCAUAUGCUACUGCUUUAUUGGGAUAUUAUUUUAGUAAUCAAAUAUUGCCUUUGUUUUCCUUAUUAAUUUGAGGUGGCAAAGUAUUGUGUCUUGCACCAGCAUUAAAUUGUGUUAGAAUUGCCUUUGUGAAUCCUCUAUCCACUUUCUGGAUGAAAUAUAUACUUCAAGCAGGAGCUUCGUCAUAUAAUGCAAUAUGACCUUUAAACAGUGUUCGAGAUUAAACUGUAUGAAUAGUUGUGUCAUUUGCUACCUUUGCACAGUAACCAGCCUUCAGCCAUAUAAGGAAUGAAGUUGAAAGACAUUCUGACAUAAAUACGCUUUGCGAUCAUGGUAACCCAUUAAAUUAUGGUAUGCUGCCAACAUUUGCUACCAUUUAAUACAAAAGCUUCUCUCAUGUAUUGACAAAUAUUUCAACCUAGUCAACAAAGUAUUGCUGUUUAUUUAGAGAUCUGAAACUCCAAGUAGUUUUGUAUACCUUGCCUAAAACUAGUUAAUAAGCAGAAGAAGAAAACAUAUAUCAAGUAAAUAACCAUUUAAAGGACUUGUAAUACACAUUAUACAAAAAUGUAUUCCUGACACUUUAAUGUAUAACUAUUUAGGUCCUCUGUCCCCCAUAGAUCGCAGUAAAAAGGUGUUUAAACUCACCUUUUUCCCCCCAUGAUGCACCAGUGUUGCCGUUGCCAGCUCAGCUUCCAUGGCUGAGAUCAUCAAACUUGACUAUUGCACAUGCUUGGUAAAACUCGGCACUGCACCAAUCAGCAUCUCCUCAUAAAGAUGCAUUGAAUCAAUGCACCUCUAUAGGGAACAUUCAGCACCUCCAUACAGACACUGAACACCAGUUCUGCGCACUGUGUAGGACUGGACUAGGAAGCACCUCUAGUGGCUGUAAGAGUGACUGUCACUAGAGGUGUUCCAUAGGCAGCAAUGUAAACACUGCCUUUUCUCUGAAAAGACGGUGUUUACAUUAAAAAGCCUGCAGAGACAUGCUAUAGACACAAGAACCACCACUUUUAGCUGUAGUGGUUCUGGUGACUAUAUUGUCCCUUAUUACAUUUUGACUACUUUGUUCCGCGUUCAGUUCUGCAUUUACACAAUUAAAAUAUAUUACAAUUCUUUUGUUUUUGUUUUAGAAGUAGUCUGCAAAGUGUCAAAGUACUUCUUUGUGUAUAUAGACAGAUUUGUGUACCCCUAACUAAGAAUGCUUUGCAAGUAGUCUGCGCAUUUUCUGGUAUUCUUGCAUUCUAUGCCAAGUUAAACCUUGACAUAAGGGAGCAGCAGAAGAUAGAAUACUUUUUUGAUGUAAAAACUGUGGCAAACAUAGCCACUUGGACACUAUAAAGAGACUGUGCCUUUAAGGGUUACCUGUAUGGUUGUGGGAUAUGUGCUUAACUAUGUAGAAUGUAUGCUGGUUGUAAUUAACGUGUGUUUGCUGUAUGGGCUAUCUGCCGAAUGCAGAUAGCUGUAUGUAUUGUAUUUUCUUUCGUUUCACGAACGGCACUUUGGCGGGCCUUUCGUGAAACGAAAAUACCCCCAUGUAGUAGCCCACACACUUAGAGGCGUGAUUGUGGCAAACAUAGCCACUUGGACACUAUAAAGAGACUGUGCCUUUAAGGGUUGCCUGUAUGGUUGUGGGAUAUGUGCUUAACUAUGUAGAAUGUAUGCUGGUUGUAAUUAACGUGUGUUUGCUGUAUGGGCUAUCUGCCGAAUGCAGAUAGCUGUAUGUAUUGUAUUUUCUUUCGUUUCACGAACUGCACUCUUGCGGGCCAUUCGUGAACCAAAAAUACCCCCAUGUAGUAGCCCACACACUUAGAGGCGUGUGGCACUUGGUAAUUAGAGGCUCUCCUAGGUGGCCGCCGUUCGACUACCGACCAUGCGGCGGUCGGCCAUCUUGGAUCCUUUGUUCCCUCAGCGGUAUUUGGUCGUCGAGCACAUGGUACUAAAAACGGCUACUCUAUGGCGCGAACACCACUGAGCUUCCAGGCCGUUCGGGAGGUCUGGGCUGUUCGGUAUUUGGUUCCCUGGAAGGCAAUCGGUAUUUUGAACCUGUAUUUUAAUGAAUGUGUUUUUCGUGCGGCGUUCGGUUGGUUUAGCUGGGAUCUGAGCGGUAAUCUCACGAAUGAUGCGCUCAGACCCCAGCUAUCUACCGAACGUCCAUUCGUUUAAAUGAACUGCAUAUUCGAAAAGUUAUGGAUUUUAAUGUAAAUUGUCGGUUCUGCUGCACGGAGGGAUAAUCCACUUAACGGUACAUUCCUGUGGGAGGAUCUCUCUCGUGCAGCAGUGCCCGAUGGGAGAAAUGUCUUGUACAGUAAGUCCCCCAUGUAGUCCCCUCUGGGAAUGCCCCUGGGAGGGGACUCAGGAAACCCCUUUCAUGGGGACUUGUAUAAAUUGUGGAGCUGAAAAUAAAGACCUCAGUUGACUCUCAGAACUGUGUUUCGUCCGGUUACUGGGAGGUUUGGGAUAUUGCCUUGCUUUUUCCAGUGCUUGACUGUGGAUUACUUCCUGAACCAGCGGAAUUCGUGGAUUUAAUAUUGGCGUUCCGCUACAAUUGGUGGCAAGCGACAGGAUCCAACUCUACAGCCGAAACAGCGCAUUCGAAUGAAAGGAACAACCGAACGGAAAAAGGGAAUGGCAAUUCGUAUGCAGCAAACAGACGAAAGAGAUCAGUGAAUGGGGACUGAUUACACGACUUUGAAAAGGCAGACGCUAAAGGAACUGCUGGAGGCUAGAGGGAAAAACGCUAGCAAUAAAUCCAAGGCAGUACUAAUUGCAGAACUAAUGGAGGGCGACCGAGCACACAGCAGCACACCCCCACCAGCCAGGGAGGAAACUCCAUAUCAGAGGAAACUAAGAACCCGGCUGGAAUUUGUACCUCAGUCAGUACCCCUGGACAUCUUGACCGUCUUGAUGGCAGACGUACAGGAGUACAUUAUGGCUCAACAGCACCAGGGGGCACCGUCCAGGCCAGAAUCCAUCGCUACUUCAUUCUGCGCUCCGGUGAAACAGAAGAUACCGUACCAGGCGUUUAAAGCAUUCUGUGAGGAGAAGGAUGAAAUUGACGGGUAUCUGCAGGAUUUCGAGCGGCUAUGUGACCUGCACGACCUGGAGCAGGCUGUGUGGGUGCCCCUGCUAGCAGGAAAUUUGGCAGGGCGGGCAGCAGAGGCCUAUCGUGCUGUCCCCAGGGAGGACAGCAAGGACUAUUUUAAAGUCAAACGGGCAAUCCUGGAGAGAUAUGCCAUCACACCGGAGGCAUAUAGGCGCAAAUUUCGGGGAUUGCGAAAGCCUGAAAAAGAUUCCCACGCUGAGUGGGCACAUAAGCUAGACCAAGCUUCGCAAGGGUGGAUUCAGGCAAGCCAAGCCACCACCAUGGAGGAACUGGGUUAACUAAUUUUAUUGGAGCAGUUCUUUAAUGGACUCUUACCAGAGGCACAAGAAUGGGUAAGGGACAGAAAACCCCUCACCCUAACUGAAGCCGCCCGGUUGGCGGAUCAACACUUCGAUGCCAGGGGGCAUCAUGGGCCCAACAACAAGGGCCCCCUGAGACCACCUAUACAGCACCACCCGACCACCUCCGCACCAGCCAACUCCACUCCGUUCCGGCCAGCACAAGGGAACCCCCCACCACCAUCCCGCUACAAUGGCAGGGCAAACAUCCAAUGCCAUACCUGCCGUCAGUGGAGGGUGCACCCAGAAUCGGAGUAGACAGGCGUGGAACCAAGUGCGGCAGAAUUCCACCUCAAGGGCAGCAGCGCAUUAUUACCACGCAGAACCGGACACCCCCGAGCUGAUGAGCCUGCAGACUGAGGAACCUCUGGGUGUUUUGUAUGAGGUGAUGUCUGUGCAAGCCACGGACAACAGGCAGCAUCACCGUCAAGUUGUGUUUGUGGGGGGGAAAGAAGUACAGACAUCUGUAAUUAAUAAUUUUCACCAGGAAACCUUCACAAGACACCCAUUUGUUGCAAAAACACGUUCUGCAGUUUGUUAAAAUCAAUAUUCCAAAUUAUUAAAGGACCACUAUAGUGCCAGGAAAACAUACUCGUUUUCCUGGCACUAUAGUGCCCUGAGGGUGCCCCCACCCUCAGGGACCCCCUCCCACCCGGCUCUGGAAAGGGGAAAGGGGUAAUAACUUACCUUUUUCCAGCGCUGGGCGGAGAGCUCUCCUCCUCCUCUCCGCCUCCGUUACGCCCCGCCGGCUGAAUGCGCACGCGCAGCAAGAGCUGCGCGCGCAUUCAGCCUGUCGCAUAGGAAAGCAUUAUCAAUGCUUUCCUAUGGACGCUGGCAUGCUCUCACUGUGAUUUUCACAGUGAGAAGCACGCAAGCGCCUCUAGUGGCUGUCAAUGAGACAGCCACUAGAGGAUUAGGGGGAAGGCUUAACCCAUUCAUAAUUAUAGCAGUUUCUCUGAAACUGCUAUAAUUAUGAAAAAAUGGGUUAACCCUAGAAGGACCUAGCACCCAGACCACUUCAUUAAGCUGAAGUGGUCUGGGUGCCUAGAGUGGUCCUUUAAGGAAUAUGUCAAUUUGUUAAAAAAAAAAAAAAACUUUUUUAUAUAAUAAAAUUAUUACUGAAAAAAAAAUGUAUACUUGUUCUACCUACACUAUCUGCAAAAAAGAGUGACAAAAGUGGCAACUAAGUGUUUUUACUUUUCUUUCCAUGUGUCCAAAAGUAAUCUAGACAUCAUUAUGCAUAUCAUUCAGUUACAGUGUCAGACACUGGUUUAUUCACUCGACAUUCGAUUAAGUGAUUGCAAUAUUCAAGCUAAUGUUGUAGAAUUAUUAGGCCUCUAUAAAUUUGUAAGGCCCCUUUAAAUCCUCUUGCUAUACCUCUAAGAGGCCCCCAUAGUUUUACAAGGAAGCUUUGUCUAUAGAACAUAGAAUUUGCAUGUCAGCAAGAAAUAGCUUUGAUAAAAUGUGUAUUUACUAAAAUCCUUGAAACUUAACCUUGAGAAACUAACAAGUGCCAGCUACGCUCCAAAUGGAUAGCUGCCAAAAGGCCCCUCCCGUCGAGUGAGCUCCUCAUUUUAACAAAAUGGCGCUAAGACCUGUAGGAGUUAAGAAAUUACGUAGAUAGUGACCUAAGAAUGGGGAGGGCAUUUUACUAACAUCUUAGCACCUAAGCCAAUUAACAAUGUCUAUUUGUCUAUAUCUUGAUUUUCUUCAAUGAUGUAAUAAUGCCUUUAUAAGGGUCUGCGCACCCAUUUUUCUGUCAGAAGCCAUUAAACUUCUCUGAAGUUCUUUCAUUACCCUGAACCUUGUGUCUCAGUGUGAAUUUACUUCUGCGUGCACGCAACUUUAUUAUCUUUAAUUUGGACAGGAACAGAUAGUCAUUCAAACUAAUUGGUUUGCAGUAAAUUAUAUACGACAAAUUGGCGCUUCCAACGUGGGGCUCUGGGCUAUGUCCAGUCUGGGCAGCUGUCCAAGAAGACGCUGGGGGGGCUGAAUCCUGGGGGAAGGAAAAGAGCCUGAUCACCUCUGAAUACACGGUAGAGAUUGCUGCAGCACCUAGCCGGUAUGUUCCUGCCCCUGUGAUUGACCUGCCCCAGUGUCUGUGACUGCUGCCGAGAGGACAUCAAAGUCAGGUAAUAACUUGCCCAGAGUCUUUGUAUUGUUAAUGAUACCUAGUUUACCUGCAUGUUGACUAUCUGUUGCCUGGGUGUGUUUGUAUUGGUAUGUGUUUAACUUAGUACCCGGGGAGUGUAAGUGCCUGUUUAACUCCUUUUAGGUACCACAUGCCUGUGGUAGUAAGGAAAAAGGGGGGUGGACCUGUGGAAGUUUUCCUGGGGGUCCUCUAUUGCCUGUUUAACUCUUUUAGGAGCCACGUGGCUGUGGCUGUAAGGAAAAAGAGUAGGGGGAAUCUGUGGAGGAUGAUGUAGACUCAUUGCUUCCUGGGGGUUCCCCAGAGUGUCAUUUUGACCGCUUAGCUUCUUGGUAAAAUUCCAGCCUCGAGCGCUGAGGCAGGUAAGAUUCCAAUUCUUUAGGCUAUACAGGAUUCGGGUUGGAAGCUGUUGCUGUUUCCUGUGGCUGCUGGUAGUGAGACUUGCGGGUGGGUCCGCAACAGGGACACUACGAGGUUGAGGGAGGUGGCUUUUGGCCACACGAGUAAAGGCAAGGGAUAAAACUGUUGAACUUAUUUGAACUGUGAUGCAUGCACUGUAUUUACACUGAAAUGUUAUUGUCUUAAUUGUCUGUCACACAGAUUCCUGUGUUUACUUUUAUCUUACUCACUGUACUACUUACACUUUCCCCUCCUAGUUCUCUUUCUCUGUUGAGAGAAGUGAUUGGUCACACACUUCUCGCCACGCUCCAAUCCGCGGCUACCACGGGUAGGCGGAAUCAGUGACUAGUCUACGUUUUGGGAAGACGUACUUAAAGAGCUUGCUCUUAAAGUAGCAGUCGAGCACGGUAGACGUUCUGUUCCUUUCUCUCUCUAUAUCUGGGACGCCUUGUAUAGGGAGGAUGGGACAGAAGUUAGAUAAACCCAGUAAGGGUUGGUUAGCAUGUGAUCUAGUGGAAGACAGAGAAGGAGAAGAGAUGGUUAAGAAAGUGAGGAAGAUUGCUAAAGUAUGUGGAAUUACCGUACCUCUGUGCGGCAGAUUGUAGCCAGAGAGCUGGCGUAAGUUACUGACAGAGAAGAAAGAGAAGCUGUCGGACCAAGAUUUGGUUUGUACAGCAGAAGCCUGAUACCGAGUAGCAAGAGCUAUUCAGCAAAAGGGAUAGGUUGAGGAAGAUAUUGAUCACAAAGGUUUAAGUUUGUUUGUGUAUUAUAAUAAUUGUGUUACUGGAUGCUGAUGGAUCCCUAUUCUCCCCCCCCCAUCAGUCCUACAGAUCUCGUCACCCUCAUCCUCUCUCUGCAGCUCCCUGCACCUCCAGUCCGUUUCUCCCGUCAAAGAUUUCUGGUUUCCAAACGUAUAAGUCUCUGUCCUUCUGUCUUGUUACUUUACAGCACUCACAUGGUUAAUCUUCAUGCCUGCAGUCUCUCCCUUUUUUGCACUGUCUAACUUUCUCCCCCCCUCUCCUCCCCGCUUGCCUGCAUUUCUACUGAUAAGAAUUAGAGACAGGAUUUUUGCUGGAAAAUAUUCUAAUUGUGUAGUAUUGUGUACAUUGUUCCAUACACAGACGUUGUCAGGCAGGUUAUGGAGCUAUAAUUGUGUAAUAAUAUUAUUAUUGUUGCCAUUUAGAUGGCGUCAACAGAUUCCGUAGUGCUAUAUAUUUAUAAAUUAUGUUUUGAGUAUAAGGUACUGAGGAUUGUGGGAGUGACGGGCUCACAAGAUUGCAUUCAGUGUUGAAUACGGGAUUUAGGAAGGUGUAGCCUGUUAACACUGAUAGAGGGAAUAUGCGAUGUUGUUAAGUCAGUAUAAGAGGAGGAAAGUGAUUAAUGGCUAGAGGAUGAUAAGGGAAAUUGGUUGAAUUCCGUGAGUUUAUUUUGCAUCAUUUUAUUAUUUUAAAGUUAUUUUAAAGUACAUGUUUCUAGAAACAGCUGUAUGGGCUGUUAAAUGCAUAAUGUUCUCAACUGUCUUAUUCAACCUGCCAGGUCUGUUCAUAGUUUAGUAUUUCAUUUUGCAGAACAGAAUGUUGCUUCUCUGACUUAUUUUAAUAGUUAUAAUAUAGUGUAUUGUUGAAAGUGCGUCAGCCACCACCCUAAAGAUGGCGCCUAGUACAGACCUAUCUACAGUCACGGUUGCUUCUAAAGUGACGUCACUUCCGCCCUUACCAUGCCCACACCUCCUGUCUUCCUUUCCCACACAUAUCAUGGACGUCACCCCUCUCACUUCCUCCCUUGCUGUCAUUUCCUUCCCCGCCCCUGUCAUGGCUGCCUCCAUCAUGAGGCCUACCCGUAUUAUGCUCGUCCCAUUUAGAGACAUGUUGUUUUCCUUACACUCUACAUAUUAUGAACAGAAACAUUAUAAUUACUAAAACAAUCAUGCCAUUUGUUUCCCUGUAUCAGCAAUUUGUCCGUGAUAUAAAAAAAAAGAAGGUUGCUAAAAUGUAAUUUGCAACUGUGGUGUGACCUACAUAUGAAAUCUGUUGGACACGAAUAUAAGAGCAUAACAGCUGAUUAUCCAGCUUCAUCUUGCAAUAAGGGAAAUAGCCAAAUAAUGCAAGUUAUUUUAAACAUUGUAUCUUUACUUAAUCGAAUCUUGCUAGUUACAGAUCUUAUGUUUACAGUAACAUCCUUUACUUUAAAUGAUGGUUUAGCAUUAGAAGGAUUAGUGACAUGUUUUAUUAACCCAGCUACUACUGGUUGUUUAUUUUAGUUACAGGGUGGUAUAAUUGUUAUAGUCUAUUUAAUAUAAAUGAUAGUACCGCAAUAGUUAAUGUUUUAUCCAAAGACAUAUAGGAACUUCACUUCACUUACUAUUAACCAUUAUUUAUAAUGAUAGACAUGUUCAGACUGCAAAAAGCUAUGGCUAAUGACAUAGAAAGGGGUUUGAGUCAGUAACACAGCCCAUACAGAGGAGAGCAAACCCGCUGAUGCUUAAUGCCCCUGCCAUGGCAGUGUCUACAGGGAACAAGGGGGGCCACUAGUCACUGUAACUUUACCUAUUGAAGGUCACCCUACUACUUUCCUGGUUUCCUGGUUAACACAGGUGCAUCCCGCAGUGUUCCUAGAGAACAAGACCUGCCUGACUCAUCGUUCCUGCCUGACACCGAUGUCUCUUGUGUUGGUGCUGAUGUCCUAUCCUGCCUCCAAGCAUCCAUCACCCUCACUGCAGACGGCCAGGUUCAAUUGAAUACACCUUUGUCACGAAAAGACACUACAGUUCUUUGUUCCCUUCCCAUUUUACUGUGGAGAUGAUCUACCCACAACAGAACAAUGCUCAAUUAAUCUUCUUUACUAUGUAGCAGAACAAGGAUGUGAAGCUUCACGUCUCAAGCUGCAAUUCUGCCAACCUACUGUUAUCUUCCUUGGCCAUUGUCUGUCUCAGGGAACCAGACAUCUCACUCGUGACCGAGUUAGAGCAGUACUGGACAUUCCACCUCCAAGGACCUCAAAGUCACUACACGCCUUCCUAGGCCUCAUUUCCUAUUGCCGAGCAUGGAUCCCAGAAGCCUCACUCCUUAUGCAACCUCUCUAUGAUGCUCUCAAGUCAGACCCAUUUUGCUUGUCCACAGAAGCCCUUGACAACUUCUGUACUCUUAAACAUGCUAUUGCUUCUGCUCCUGCUCUUGGCCUACCAGACUAUACCAAACCCUUCAAAUUGUUUGUUUCUGAAAGACAAGGCCAUGCAACAGGAGUACUCACUCAGGCCCAUGGUCCUGGAGGCCGCCAAAGGCCUAUUGGAUUUUUCUCCUGCCAACUGGAUAUUGUGGCCAGAGGACGUCCCUCUUGCCUUCGGGCCGUCUUUGCUGCCAGAGAGCUCAUUGAAAGAACUGGAGAUCUUGUCCUUGGCCACCCCCUGGUUGUCUUGGCCCCUCAUGACAUUUCUGCCAUAGUCAACCAGGUCCAACUUAAGCAUGUUACUCCUGCCAGGCAUCUUCGCCUUCAAUGUCAUCUUUUGUUGCCUGACAACAUUACCCUCCAAAGAUGUCAAGUUCUCAAUCCGUCCACUCUUCUGCCACUCCCUGAGGGGGGUGUAUACUACGGAUUCAUCAUGGACGAACUGUAUACUAUGGAUUCAUCAUGGACGAAACUUAUGUUUUUCUUCUCACUGGCACCAUCAAGAAGGAAAUGCAUCCCAACCUAUCCUUUCAUGAUGGACAAGCACUCCUUCAUGACGGAGCAGGAUAUGCCUUCUGUACCAUGUGGUACAAAUCAAACAUCACUCCUGAACCCUGCUAUGAAGAUGAACUCUAUCAUCUGGUCGAAGUAAAACUCACUGCACAAGACUUCUACUGUGAUUCUGAAGGCAACAGUAUGGUCUUGAUUCAUCUACCUCCGGAACUCAAGCAUUUGUACCGUCAUUGGGACACUGCCAUUCCACAUGUCCCUGUGACCAAGUUGAAAACAAUAUCAUGGAAUGAUCUUGGGCCUAUGGCAAAAGCAUGGGCCACUAUGGACGAAUCACAGCUACAGGAAAAUGGUGUUGUCAAAUAUCCAACAACUGACCACCUAAAAGCAUGGCCACGUCAUUUCCUGGAAAAUGAGUUCCAAGAUUUAACCAUAGUGAAUGACUACGACCUAGAUACACCUCAUGACUGUUUUGAACAGAUGAAAAUGGAAACAACACAUCUACCAACUGUGCAUGAAGACCCAUUGGUAGAUCCCGAUCUCACCCUGUUUGUGGACGGCUCAAGAUAUGCUGAUGAAGAAGGAAGAUACCAUACAGGAUAUGCCGUAACCACAACAGAUGAAAUUGUCAAAUCAUCAUCUUUACCAUCAACUAUGUCUGCACAAGAAGCUGAAUUGCAAGCCCUGACCUCAGCAUGCAAGAUCUCUGAAGGAAAGCGCGCCAAUAUCUACACGGAUUCAAGAUAUGUACUGGGCGUGGCUCACGACUUCGGAUUAAUUUGGAAAACAAGAGGAUUUCUUACUACCGCCGGUACACCAAUCAAGCACGGUUCCGCAAUCAAGGAGCUGAUGGACGCCCUCCUACUCCCAGAAGAAGUGGCCAUUCUGAAGGUAAAGGCACAUGGGAAGUUGGACUCAGAUGAAGCAAAGGGCAACCAUCUAGCUGAUCAGGCUGCAAAACAAGCUGCAAGAAAACCACAGGAAGUGGGAAGAAGAGUGUCCGGAAAUGAAGAAACUCCCAUAUUUACUCUGCAGACUCUUCCAACUGACCUGAAAAUCCUGCGGGAACAACAGGCUACAGUUGCCCCUGAAGAAAUACAGAAGUGGAAACAGAAAGGGGCAGUUCUGAAGGAUGGAGUGUACUCCAACAACCUCAAUUUCUGCCUCCCUAAGAAUUUGUACCCAGCAGUCGUACAAUGGGCACACGGACCUGCACAUUUAUCAAAGGAUCUAAUGAAUGCUCUUGUACAAAAUACUACCUCACUGUCCCCAUAUGAGAUUCUAUUUGGGACUGCACCUAGGCUAGGUUGCCAUUUUCCCCAGCAAUUACAACUUCAUACUGAUGUUUUAGUAAACUCGCAAAUGCUUUGAACAAAAUCCAUGCCCAAGUUUUCUCUUCAAUUCCAGAUCCUGAUUCUGACACAGGCAACCACAGUCUGCUCCCCGGUGACUGGGUUCUGGUCAAGAAAUUUGUGCGAAAACAUACCCUGGAACCAAGAUUUGACGGACCGUUCCAAGUUCUCCUGAUCUCCCCUACCUCUGUCAAAUUGGCCGGAAGGCCUAACUGGAUCCACGCUUCCCAUUGCAAGAAGACACCUGCCCCAGAGGAAGCUAAUUCUAUGCAACCAUGUGCCUCUGGUACAUUAUCUCCUUAGUUGGCCUCCUUAAAGCCCAGCAGGUGGCCAUCACCAAAGAUGCUAGUGGGUACACUUUCUGGUAUAAUUCAUCAUGUACCCAUGUGGCUACAUUCACUUUUGAUUACUGUGAUAUUGUAGAAUGCCCAUUCCCUAAGUCACAGAUUCAAGCCAUUUAUAAAGAUAUACCACAAGCAAAAGACCCUUACGUUUGUGUAGUAGAUGAACAAUGGGGUUAUGACUGUAACUACUGGGGGGCUGCGGGAUGGAAUACUGGGCCUGCCUGGGGUUAUAAACCCAAAAGUGCUUUAUCUAAGAUAGACAAUCAGGGUAGAUCCCUCCUUCAAAGAAUGACUUUAAGAAAGCCUGGAGGAAGUACCCCUAUGAAAUUAAUGUUAAAUAUUGAACAUCCUGGCCCCGAGGAUGCAGACCGAUAUGUAAUGGGAAUGUAUUGGAAGAAAGGUUCCUACAACAAAUUAGGUCAUUUCUACCUCAGAGAUAUGUCCCACUCUCCAGAGUGGCAAGGGGCUGAUCAUAUGGUCCCAAAUCCGCUAAAACCACAUAUCCAGUCCUUUAAAGAUAUGAUGGCCAUCGCUAACCCCACUUUUGAAGAUACCAUGGCCGCUGAAACUGGAUUCAAUGACAUUAAUCUGUGGUUAGAAUGGAUGAGGUAUAAUGCUAACAAACAUAAUAAAACAGCAUGUUAUGUAUGUGGCGGUGCCCGACCCCACCUUGGCACCGUCCCCCUAACUCUCCCUUUAGAGAUAGAAGAUUGCUUCUUAAGCCUUUUUGCCUACCAAUAUGACUUUAAUAGGUCCCUCUGCAUGGCAUGGACGGCAGAAUACCCUCUCUUAGUUGAAAAUGUUAAGCCACCAGAUGGAAUCACAGUCUAUAGAGGUAAUUACACUUGUUAUGCCAUGUAUGACGGGAUUGGUAAAUUCAUGGGUAAUUUUUCUAAAGGUUAUUGCGCCACUUACAGAACUGUUCCUAUACGCCUGUUGCAACACCAUACCAGGUCAUUGGGGGAUAUUUACUGGUUAUGUGGGGAUCUACAGUUAAGAUCUAGGCUGGAAACUGAGUGGUGGGGUGAGUGUACCCUGGCCAAAGUUAUCAUGCCCAUUCAUAUUAUUUCUGAUAAUCAUCAUGACACAUACGACCCUCCACAUACAUCAGCCAGAGUAAGGCGCGAAACCCCAGUAAAAGGCAGUUUUGACCCCCACAUUUACAUAGAUGCCAUUGGGGUGCCUAGGGGGGUACCUAAUGAAUUUAAAGCUAGAGAUGAAGUAGCUGCAGGUUUUGAAUCACUUUUUACCAUAGUCACUGCCAACAAAAACCUUAAUUGGAUUAAUUAUAUCUAUUACAACCAACAGCGCUUCGUGAACUACACCAGGGAUGCCCUCCAGGGCUUGGCCGAGCAAUUACAGGCCACAUCCCAAAUGACCUUCCAGAACAGACUGGCCUUAGACAUGAUCUUAGCCGAAAAAGGGGAGUCUGUAAAAUACUUCCCGACACUAUGACUUGUUGCACUUACAUUCCAGAAAACACAGGUCCUAAUGGUAAAGUCACUCUGGCCAUAGCUAAAUUAAAUAGACUCUCAGAAGAGUUAAAGAGAAACUCUGGAGUUACUGAUCCCUGGGAAAAAUGGUUUGGUUGGAUGACUGGUUGGCAGAGAGCUUUAGUCCAGAUUGGUAUUGCCUUACUAAUUUUUCUUUUUAUUCUCGCUCUUCUCAUUUGUUGUGUCCUCCCAUGCCUAAGGAAAUUCCUGCAGAACCUUCACUCAUCUGACAAUCGAUGAUCAAGACCUCAUCUCACCCUGUAUUCCGCUACAAACUCUCCCGUAUACUGAUGAAGUGCAGAAAGUCUAGGAAGGGACAGUACAGGGACAGCAUCCGUCUUUAUGGGUAGACUGCCGUACGGAGAAGUAGUGGAUAAGCCACUAUGGGUUACCAGCGGAGUGAAGAGUGUUCCUGAACCGUACUGACGGAUGUGCUGCAGCCCGUUAGGGUCAAGAGAGGGAUAGACUUGCACUUUGCAUUAACACUAAGUCAGCGGUCAUGGGGUUUCUGUGUCUUUGGGCUAAUACUUCUUCUGAUACUAACAAAUAAAGUUUUGUCUUUUAGCAAAUAACAUUUUAGGGGGGACUGUUGUAGAAUUAUUAGGCCUCUAUAAAUUUGUAAGGCCCCUUUAAAUCCUCUUGCUAUACCUCUAAGAGGCCCCCAUAGUUUUACAAGGAAGCUUUGUCUAUAGAACAUAGAAUUUGCAUGUCAGCAAGAAAUAGCUUUGAUAAAAUGUGUAUUUACUAAAAUCCUUGAAACUUAACCUUGAGAAACUAACAAGUGCCAGCUACGCUCCAAAUGGAUAGCUGCCAAAAGGCCCCUCCCGUCGAGUGAGCUCCUCAUUUUAACAAAAUGGCGCUAAGACCUUUAGGAGUUAAGAAAUUACGUACAUAGUGACCUAAGAAUGGGGAGGGCAUUUUACUAACAUCUUAGCACCUAAGCCAAUUAACAAUGUCUAUUUGUCUAUAUCUUGAUUUUCUUCAAUGAUGUAAUAAUGCCUUUAUAAAGGUCUGCGCACCCAUUUUUCUGUCAGAAGCCAUUAAACUUCUCUGAAGUUCUUUCAUUACCCUGAACCUUGUGUCUCAGUGUGAAUUUACUUCUGCGUGCACGCAACUUUAUUAUCUUUAAUUUGGACAGGAACAGAUAGUCAUUCAAACUAAUUGGUUUGCAGUAAAUUAUAUACGACACUAACAUAGUCAAGCUGUGAUGAUAACGGUGUUGGAGAAAUUUUCCCAAUCAGCACUUUGUCCCUAAAUUUUGCAAUUUGAUUUUCAUUUAAAUACAAUUUGGGGUUCAGUGAAUAAACCCCUCUGUGGUGUAAAGUAGUCAUAGUAUGGUUACAUAAUUUAGCUACUGGUUUAGGCUUCCAGCUGCUUGCUGAGUUGAUUGUGUUAAAUGGGUUUCCUGUCUCUAUAAUGCUAUGUGUAUUAUUUCCACAGGUGAGUCAUGCCGUUUCUGGGUCAGGACUGGCGUUCUCCAGGUUGGAGCUGGAUCAAAACAGAAGAUGGAUGGAAAAGGUUUGAGUUUGAUGGCGAUGAUUUUGAAAGAGACAGCAACUUUAACCUUCAGCUGUAAGUAUAUUUUAACCAUUAUCACACUGAUUUCAUCUGAAGGGCUUCAAAAAUUAUGCCAUAGGGCACAGAUGUUGGCAGACAAAAGUAAGGACUGUCCUGUAUUGUUGAUAAUUUUUAUUGUGAUUUGUAUAUUUCUUGUUUGGGGUUACUGAAACCUGAGUUUGAAAUAGUGGCAGAUCUAGUUUCUGGCUCAACUACAAGCGUCUGACCGUCCGGUCACAGGCUUCUUAAUUUGCUGUUUUACAUAUUACAUAUUGAGUUAACUCCACUGAGCUAAACUAUGAGAAAGAAACACCUACUGGCUGUCCAACUGAUAGUCAGGGAAGUGUAACUGAAUUUAUUUGUAAAAGUGCUAAAAUAGGAAACAGGACACACUACACACAAAAGAAGCAAGAUGAAGUGAUUCUUGUGUUUUGAGUUUUCCUUUAUUAUAAAGUGGGGGGCUAAAUAAUCAUUAAAAAGAGCACCCCAAAGUGUGUAAUUAUUUUAUUGAUUUUUAAUAUUUGCUGAUGAUUUUUAUGUGUAGAGUGUGUACUUUAUUUUUUUCUUUCUAUCAUUUAUAAAAGUGUUAAUUCCAACAGAAAUUGUCAUUUUUAUAGACUAGUGCUGUUAAUCAAACAGACAGAGAGGCUUGUUUCUGCCUACUUUAUCUCCACUGAGCUAAUCACAGUAGAAGGCACUUGGCUAGGGUGCACCUGCACUCAUUGGAUCAACAGCAAAAAACAAAUGUGAGGAAGGCUGAACUUGAUGGACACAUGUCUCUUUUCUGCCUAUGUAACUAUGUAACAUCCUAUGUGGCCUUGUUUGUUUGCAUUGGUUAUUGUACUGCUAAAACUUCUCAAUAUCUCUGUGAGUAAAAAGUCACCCAAGCCUCGACCACACAGCUUCUCACUGAGAUUCCUAGGGUUCUCAAUUCAAUCUAUUUUCUGUGCCGGGGAAAAAGGGGAGGCCUUGCAGUAGUUGUUUUGUAGUAGAACGAUAAUAAAAAAUCCCAAUACACUCCACUAAUAGGGAGCGCAAAAGGAAGGGGCACAGUGAGGAAAAGUUAGCUUAAAAAGCACCCUAGCUUUUAUUGUGCUCUAAUGUUAAAAAGAAAAUGGACCAAAAACAGCUCAAUUAAAGGUGUAAGCCUAAUUGUGUCUAGGGGAUAAAGGAAAAAGGUGGAGUCCAACAGUUACUCAUACUGCUGUAUAGAAAGCUACCUUAUGAUAUCCACCACUGGGCAGGUGGGCAGCCUAGUGAUAACUUCACUGGCCACUCCUCAGAUGGCUGUUAGAGAUCCUUCCUGGGUCAUGGCUGCCUAAAAUGCAUCCAAACAUUCGGUAUCUCCUCCCUCUGCAUGCAGACACUGAACUUUCCUCAUAGAGAUUCAUUGAUUCAAUUUAACUAUAUGAGGUGAUGCUGAUUGGCCACGGCUGUGUUUGAAUUGUGCUGGCUCUGCCCCUGAUCUGCCUCCUUGUCAGUCUCAGCCAAUCCUAUGGAUAAGCAUUGUGAUUGGCUCAGACCACCACUUCUGAUGAUGGCAGUGGGCAGGUAAAAAGCAAGCAGCUUCAGGCUUGAAUACAAGUAAGAUUUUACUAUAUUUAUGGAGGCAAGAGGGGGCCAGGGGGACUAGAUUGUGGUUUUAACUCUAUAGAGUCAGGAAUACAUGUUUGUGUUCCUGACCCUAUAGUGCUCCUUUAAUUAAAGAACAUAACAUUUACAUUAUUAAAACAAGCCUAUAAAUAUAUAUUUUUGUAUUUACGCCGUUGUUUUUGAGUUCUUUGUGAUAAGCACUGUAUUUUUUUUUCCAGAUUAAAUGUUGAUAACCAAGAAAUGUACACAGAAAAUUGUGAAUAUUCAGUCGAAAAAACUCAAAAGGAAGAAUACAACAACACUACAAGAACUCAAUGUAAGAGUUGAAAAUGUGCUUAUUAAUACUUUAGCAGAGUAUGUGCAAAUAGAUAACAUUGUGUAGAUUGUGCCAUUGUUUGGGUAAAUGUAAUGGUUAUCCCUUUCAAUAGUGAGUAAUAAAAAAAAAUGACAAGCAAAAUGCAUUUUCUGUGUUCUGGAAAGUGUUGUAUACAUUUAAUUUGUGCAUGAAUAGCACUUACCGGUAAUUAAAUGAAAGGCAGCAAUGUCUUAGUUGAUCAUUGUUUAACGAACAGUGAGAAAACAAGUGAGUUACAGAAUAAUGGAGUUAAAGACCAGAAUACCAGAUAUAUGUAUUUAAUUUAUUAAAAGGUGAGAAACAAAUUUGGUUAUAUGUUAUUAUAUUUAAUUAUAUCAUUAUACAGCAUACUGUUACUAACUGAUUUUAUUUGUUCUGGUGAGUAGAAUCUUUAUCUUCAGACUUUUUGCAGUAAACACUGUCUUUUCAGGGAAAAUGCAGUGUUUACAUUACAGCCUAGUGAUAACUUCACUGGCCACUCCGCAGAUGGCUACUAGAGGUGCUUCCUGGGGCAGUGCUGCACAGUGUGACUGACAUUCAGUGUCUCCACCCUCUGCAUGCAGACACUGAACUUUCCUCAUAGAGAUGCGUUGAUUCAAUGCACCUCUAUGAGGAGAUGCUGAUUGGCCAGGGCUGUGCUUGACUUGUGCUGGCUCUGCCCCUGAUCUACCUCCUUGACAGGCUCAGCCAAUCCUAUGGGGAAGCAUUGUGAUUGGCUCAAAACACAACUUCUGAUGAUGUCAGCAGGCAUAUCAGGGGCAGAGGCAGCAGCUGCAGAGUUGAAGAGUUGAAUAAAAGUAGAUUUUACUAUAUUUAGAGAGGCAAGGGGGGACAGGGGAUGCUAGAAGAUGUUUUUAACACUAUAGGGACAGGAAUACAUGUUUGUGUUCCUGACCCUAUAGUGUUUCUUUAAGUAUGUUUCUGAACAAAUUAUUGCAUGUUGAGUCCUUGGAUUGCAGAGAUAAUGCACCUAUUCUACUCAAUAUUUCUCUAUAUUGCUCUGGAAGUAUGCAAUGUGCUAGUUUAAGGACUAGACACGUCAACAAUGGAUUUCAGUUGGUGGGCCUGCUAUCAUGCUCAUAUUGUCCAUUCAUUGCUCUGCUCUAUGUGAAUAAAUUUGAUGUAGAUAUUUAUGAACCUUGAUUGCUGAGGAUUAUGGGAUCCCAUGAGCUACAGAUAGAGGUUAAAAUUCAUAAUGUAAUCCUAAGUGAUGUGGAGAUUGUCCCCCUCCUCAGUAGGGUCUUAGUCCAAGCAGUGGAUUUUGGAAGGUCCAGCUGGCAAAUGUUGCCAGACUUGUGUUAUUUCUACUGACAUGGACAUGGAUAUUCCUUCCCUACUUAUUGUCACUUAAUGGUAGACAGAGAACACCAAGAUAAUACUGCCUAUUCUCUCUCCCCUAUAUCUGUGGUCUAAUGGGGUACAUAACUCCUGUAUUCCACUACUUCACCAUGUACAGAUGAUUGAGCACAGGGCUCAAAGGUUUCUGGGAUGGUAUUUGGGUGAAAACUGCACCUCCUUACCCCAGUGUCCUAUUACCAGUCGCACACUGUAAGGGUUUUCACUAAAGUGAGAAUUCAAAGUGAAUUUCAAAUUAAAGUUCAAAAUAGCCAAACUGAAUUAUUUUUUUUCUAAAUUAGCUAAGGUGUCACCUGCCAUGUUGACCUUAAAUUCACUUUGAAUAGUCUUUGCAUUCUCACUUUAGUAAAUAAGCCUGAAAGUGAAUUUCAAACAGCUUAAUUGGAAAAAUUAUUAUAGCCAUCUCUGGUUCCAAUUCAGCUAUUUUGGUAAAAAAAUGUAGAAUUCACUUUGAAUUCUCUUUUUAUUCCUGACAAUUCUCACCUUUAGUAAAUAGUCCCGUUUAUUUGGAAAUGGCCAUAACGGGUAACUAUUAGAUAUACAGUUCCUAAAACAGCUUUAACCUUUGACUUCCUUUACCUAGAAGUGAUCCGACUACUCAAAUGUUAGUACCAAAAUUUAAUGUCAAAAUUUUAAAGAAAUAUUUAAAUGUGAAUAUCUACUCUGCAUGUUAGUGUUCUGCCAGAUUCUUCGCAGGGCUUAAUGAUAAACAUGGAAUUCACCAGUAGUAACAUUCAUAACAUUACAUAUAUAAAUUUACAUGUAAUUUCUUGUAGAUUUUUACAAAGAAAAAUGGAUUUAUGUGCACAAAGAGAGUACAAAAGAAGUAAGUAUAUUCUAUCUAGUUCACUAAUUUUAAACAUAUACCUGAUCAGGUUUAACGAUUGUCUACCUCCCGCUAUGGAAAACACAUGAGCAGGACUAAGAAAGACAUUACAGUAAUGAAACAAUGCACAGAUACAAGAGUAACUAAAAAGGGGACUUUAUUGACCCAUCGUUCCUGCACAUUAAAGGAACACAUGUUAUGAAUACAAAGCUGUAUUCCUAACACAAGUAGACAGCCACUGGUAGUAUAGUAGACAGCCACUAGGGGCAGUCUUAGUACUGCACUGUAAACAUUGCAGUUUCUCUGAAACUACACUGUUUUACAUUGCAGGACUAAAGCGAACACUGCACCCAGACCACUUCAAUGAGAUAAAAUGGUCUGGGUGUCUAUAAUUUCCAUUUAAGCAGACCCACAGCCUUGCUAAUUCCCCAGCUGGACGUAUGAAUCAUUAUUUCGUAGGUAGAAAUUUAGCCAUUUUGUUUAUAUUUGGUUUUCUGAGAGUCAUAGUACUGGUUUCAAAUUAUUAAGCUACAUACAAAGUUCUGCAGCAGAGACUACAUGUUCUGCUAGAUUGUCACAUCUUUCUUAAUGCUAUAUAGUUCUUUUGGUCUUAGGAAGUUUUUCUGUCCAGUUCAUGCAACUAAACAUAUAUUAUAAUACUAAUUAAUUAAAGCAAAAUAAGAAUGAGAAUAACCGUCCGUUACAACAUUUUUUUUAUUAGAGACAUGGAUAUUGUACUUUGGGUGAAGCUUUUAAUCGUUUGGACUUUUCAAGUGCAAUUCAGGACAUCAGAAGAUUUAAUUAUGUGGUCAGAGUAAGUAAUUUUUUUUUGUUCUAUUCUGGUUUCUAAUUCAAUUUUUGAUUGUAUACAAAUAAAGGGGAUAAUAAUGUUAGGAGAAAAGAACAGAACAUAGCACAAAAAAAGAUAACAGUUGUGCAGUGUGGCGUAGAAGAGAUUUUAUUAAAUGGAGGCAGCGAGAAUUAUGGUUUAUUGAGAUAAGAAUACUAUGAAUUCGUUAAAGCCUAUGUUUUUUGUUUUUUUUAAUUCAUCAUGUUACUGACUUAACUGGCACAUAUUCCAUCCACUUUUACAUCCACUUACAUGUUGAGCAAUAGCGCUACUUUAAAAAAAAAAUGUAAGCGUCAAUGAUUUUGUAAUAAUUUGGGAGAUCCAGGCAUUGCUUUGUGUAGGUAAAUUUCAUGCAGCCAUUGUAUUAAUUGACAAAUAAUGAUAAUUCCUAUUUUCUAGUUGCUGCAGUUGAUUGCCAAAUCCGAGCUCACAUCCCUGAGUGGAGCAGCACAGAAGAAUUAUUUUAAUAUUUUAGAAAAGAUUGUAGCAAAAGGUAAUGAAAAUAAGCAUAACUUUUCUUUUCUCUUUUUUUUGUAAUAUAAUCUAAAAGCUAAAAACAUGUUGUUAGGGAUGUCGUUGCAUUAACUGUUAAGAAUGAAAUGUGUAUCUAUCAUGAAUAGAUAAUUAUCAUCAUGCUGCGCAAGAAGCACUCUAACAACUUAUCUUUAUCUUAUUGCCUACAGUUCUGCCCUCUACAUCCCAACCCUAACCUCCAAAACUCUUUAUUUCACUAUUUAGGAGGCUUGAAAGUGCAUCUUCAAGCCACACCUCCAAGUCCACUGGAUAUGAGAUCCAGGAAUCUUACAGACAUGUAUUCCUAACGCUACAGUGUUUCUUUAAUGAAAUGGAUUUGGUGUAUAUAUCAUGCUCCUGCAGUUUCACUGCUCAAUUCACUUUGCAUAUGCCCGGUAGCCAUAACACACCUAGCUGUGAUUUACACAGCUUCCAUUAAAAAAAUGGUUUCAUUUUUAAUCAGAUCUUAAGGUACAGUGUGUUUACGUUAGAAGUUAUUAUAUCCUGCUCUGUUAAUUGAACUUUAAUCGCACAUGUUGCAGGCUCUAGCAAGCUAUUAACAGAGCAGGAAAUACGUAAUUUUAAAUUAAACACACUGUGCAAAAAAAGAGUUAAAAGAAAAUGACACUAUUUUUCAGGAAGUCUGCAGUGAGGCAGAAUCUCCGCUAGGGCAGGUGAUAUAACUCCUAAACGGCGGAGAAUUGAGCAAUUAGACUGCAAAGGCCAGAUUUAUACACCAAAACAAGUUAAUUAAGUUGUUUUGGUGCUUAGAGUUUCCUUUAAACAAAACACUGGCUAGCCUUGCAUAGCAAAAUGUGAAGUAAAAUGUGUGAUUGUAAUAACCCAUUACUGCAGUGUAUAUUUUUUUCUUCAUCUUACUGCAAGUAUUUAAGUGCUUGUGCAUUUUCUGCCUCACAAAAGUUCUGUGAAAUGUGUAAAUUAAAUCUUGAUGUUCAAUUGAUUUAAAGUCCACUUUGUAACAGGAAUAUAAAAUCUGAAUUGUUUAGUUCUAGAAGAUCAACAUAACCCCAGAAUAAUCUGAGAACUUUUAGAGGAUCUGAGCUCUACUCUUUGCAUCCUCAUUGGCCGAUUUGUAUUGGUAGGGAAUAUGAACACAUGGAUUAAUCGUUUAGAGAAUAUUUUGUUAUGGCAACAACAAUUGAUGAAUCUCCAUAUCAAACAGGUACUUUUGAUUCAUAAUGUCUGUGGUUUAGAGCAAUUAUUCUUUUCUAUACUAAACAAUCACAUCAGGACUGUAGCAUUGUAUAUUUAUGUACAUGUUUACUGUAGCAUGGAACAGCCAUUUUAGUCCAAUGAUGAGCAUAACCUCUAAUAGAUGAGAUAGCUCAAUGAAUCGAGUCAGGUCACAUUUAAAGAGAUAGUCUAAGCACCAUAAACAUUACAUGCUGUUUUAGUGGUUAUGGUGCUGUAUGUGGCUGCAGGUGUAAUCCCUCAGUUCAGAGUCAAACCUUUUCAAGAUGUUUGUCCAGAAUUGGCAGGGGGGGGGGAGGGGGGGCUGUAACACUGCAUUAGCAAUAUCAAUUUCAUGCUGAUAUUGGCAUCAUGAUCUGCCAAUCAGUGCUCACCAAAAUAAAUGCAAUUAAUAAAUGAUUACUAACACUGAAAUUUCACUUACACAAUAGCAAUUAGUCAGCAGGGGGUUGGACCACUUGUGCCUCAGUGAGCCCCCAGUUUUUGUUAAACUACUCUAACAUUUAGACUCACAACUGGGCUAUGGCACCUGUAACCUUACUAUUGGGAUAACAACUACAGUUGCAUACAGUGGUUAUGCUGUAUAGACUACCCCUUCAGUCUUUUACUUGCACUCAUAUAUUCCUUGUCCAGGCUAUAUUUUCCUGUAACCUUCCACCUGCUUUCUUUGUCUUAAAUACUGUAUCUCCUUGCUCCCUUUCACUUCAAAGCUUCAUGAAUGGUUUAUACAGUCAGGUCCAUAAAUAUUGGGACAUCAACACAAUUCUAAUCUUUUUGGCUCUAUACACCACCAAAAUGGAUUUGAAAUGAAACAAACAAGAUGUGCUUUAACUGCAGACUUUCAGCUUUAAUUUGAGGGUAUUUACAUCCAAAUCAGGUGAACGGUGUAGGAAUUACAACAGUUUGUAUAUGUGCCUCCCACUUUUCAAGGGCAAUUGGCUGCUCAGCUGUUCCAUGGCCAGGUGUAUGUUAUUCUCUCAUUAUCCCAUUUACAAGGAGCAGAUAAAAGGUCCAGAGUUCAUUUCAAGUGUGUUAUUUGCAUUUGGAAUCUGUUGCUGUCAACUCUCAAUAUGAGAUCCAAAGAGCUGUCACUAUCAGUGAAGCAAGCCAUCAUUAGGAUGAAAAAACAAAACAAACCCAUCAGAGCGAUAGCAAAAACAUUAGGUGUGGCCAAAUCAACUGUUUGGAACAUCCUUAAAAAGAAAGAACGCACCGUUGAGUUCAGCAACACCAAAAGACCUGGAAGACGACAGAAAAAACUGUGGAUAACCGAAGAAUUCUUUCCCUGGUGAAGAAAACACCCUUCACAACAGUUGGCCAGAUCAAGAACACUCUCCAGGAGGUAGGUGUAUGUGUGUCAAAGUCAACAAUCAAGAGAAGAUUUCACCAGAGUGAAUACAGAGGGUUCAGCACAAGAUGUAAACCAUUGGUGAGCCUCAAAAACAGGAAGGCCAGAUUAGAGUUUGCCAAACAACAUCUAAAAAAACCUUCACAGUUCUGGAACAACAUCCUAUGGACAGAUGAGACCAAGAUCAACUUGUACCAGAGUGAUGGGAAGAGAAGAGUAUGGAGAAGGAAAGGAACUGCUCAUUAUCCAAAGCAUACCACCUCAUCAGUGAAGCAUGGUGGUGGUAGUGUCAUGGCGUGGGCAUGUAUGGCUGCCAAUGAAACUGGUUCUCUUGUAUUUAUUGAUGAUGUGACUGCUGACAAAAGCAGCAGGGUGAAUUCUGAAGUGUUUCAGGCAAUAUUAUCUGCUCAUAUUCAGCUAAAUGCUUCAGAACUCAUUGGACGGCGCUUCACAGUGCAGAUGGACAAUGACCCGAAGCAUACUGCAAAAGCAACCAAAGAGUUUUUUAAGGGAAAGAAGUGGAAUGUUAUGCAAUGGCCAAGUCAAUCACCUGACCUGAAUCCGAUUGAGCAUGCAUUUCACUUGAUGAAGACAAAACUGAAGGGAAAAUGCAGGAACUGAAGACACUUGCAGUAGAGGCCUGGCAGAGCAUCACCAGGGAUGAAACCCAGCGUCUGGUGAUGUCUAUGCGUUCCAGACUUCAGGCUGUAAUUGACUGCAAAGGAUUUGCAACCAUGUAUUAAAAAGUGAAAGUUUGAUUUAUGACUGUUAAUCUGUCCCAUUACUUUUGGUCCCUUAAAAAGUAGGAGGCACAUAUACAAACUGUUUGUAAUUCCUACACCGUUCACCUGAUUUGGAUGUAAAUACUCUCAAAUUAAAGCUGAAAGUCUGCAGUUAAAGCACAUCUUGUUUGUUUUAUUUCAAACCCAUUGUGUUGGUGUAUAGAGCCAAAAAGAUUAGAAUUGUGUCGAUGUCCCAAUAUUUAUGGACCUGACUGUAUGUGGCCAGUAAACUAUUAUAAAUUAAACUACUUUUUCAUCUGUGGUCUCCUUUGCUGUCUCUCCUCACUCACCCCUAUCUUUGCUAUCUCAUCUUCACAACCCAUGUACAAACCCAUUCUUUCCUUAUACAUCAUUCUACCUUACUUCCAAUUCAUAGUCCACUAGUGACUCCCACUUCCCCCCGAUGUUCUUUACUUCCCCUUACUGUUCUUUUUUGUUGUACUUAUUUUUGCACUGUAUUUCCCGUGAUAAUCAUCCAUCGUAUAGGUAUUUGAUAACUGAAUAUCCUCUAUGCUGAACAAGUCUGUUUUCUGGCUGGUCAUCACGGUUAAUUUAUUUCUCAAACAUCUAAAUGCCAAGGUUAUUCUUCUGUGAUAUUCAAAUAUUAAAUGAAUAGGGACACUCUCGUACACACGUUGCAUUUUUAAUGUAAAUUACUAAUAUUGUUGUGUGUCUUUGACUUUUCUUAAUUCUUUUUGGUCUUUCCAGGAAUUUGGUACUGGCCUUACCCUUUCUGAUCUCCCAUUGCAUAUGCAAAACAAUAUAUUGUGUAGGUUUUCUGAUGCCUGGGACAUAAUCAACUUGGGUCAACUGACCCCAACGUUGCGUGUGCUUACUGAAGACCCCCAUCUUUGGAAGAAGCUUUGCAAGUAUCAUUUUAAAGAAAAAAUGGUAGGUAGAAUUAACCCUUGGUGAGUGUGCAAUCGACCCUCCAGGAUAGCAGUGACGAGUAACUUUUAAAGGCACACUAUAGUGUCAGGAAUACAAGCAUGUAUUCUUAACACUAUAGUCCUGAAGUGACUGUUUAAGUGACCGUCCCUCCCCCCUUCCUGAUUGUAGUAAAAACAUUAUUUUAUUCCCCUUUUCUCCCAUGCUGCGGCUUAGCCCACAUGACUCCACCUCCAUGGAACAUGGAUUCCAUCACUGCAGGAACAGGCUAAAGACACCAGAACCACUACAUUAAGCUGUAUUGAUUUUGGUGAAUAUAGUUUCUCUUUAAGGCCUGGCUUGUAGCUCUGGUGUUAUGUUUUCUUUCCUAAAGGGAAUAUUGAAUACACAAUUUAAACAUAAUUUAUAAUGUGUUGAACAUGUUACAUGACAUGCUCCAUAUUCUAUCAAAGCUUUGAUAAAGGUAUAACAAUUUCCAUUGCAACGCUGUUUACUCCUGGCAUAGCCUUGGCACAAACUGAAUUGGAGGAGGAAAAAAAACAAAAACAUUACUUCUGUUUCUCCACCUCUAUCUAUGCUUAUGCAUAUUUGUUAAAUGUAAUGGAUAAAUAAACUUUAUAUUAAUAAUCCCCUUUAAUCAAUUCUGCAUUCAUUUCCUUGUAAUAUAAGUAAAACGAUCUACUUUCUUCUUUCUAUUUCUUUAGUUGUGCCAUCUAAUUGUCUCAGAAUCAGGCCACAUUGAUUGGAAGCUCAUGUUUUUUGCACUUCAGAAAUAUUAUCCAAAAAAGGAACAAUAUGCAGAUACACUACAAUUUUGUCGUCACUGUAGCAUUCUGUUUUGGAAGGUAAUUAUGUAUUUUUAAAUAUUCCUGAAAUUAUAUAUUCCUGAAAUGAUAUAACUUUACACAUAUUCAUUUGAUAUUUGAACAUCAAAAUAAGUUAUUGCUGUUAUAUAAUUUGUUUUCUUCGUAUUAGCAAUUGUACUUUCUAAACAUUGUCAGGCAGAAAACCACAAAACACUUGUCAUAAUUUUCCAUCCUCUAUGCACUGUGAUUCACUAUUUUCAAUAUAUAUAAGUUCCAAUUGCUUGCACUCCAGGAUAGGGAGUUAGAGCCCGGUGCUUAACAGCCAAAUAAUAGAAAUGUAGUAAUGAUAGCACUCCAAGGACUUCAAAGAAAUAUAUUGUGAAAAAAACUUAGCUUUUAUUCAGGCAUCUGCCAGUAGUAGAUCAACGUUUCAGUUCUCUAAUGGAACUUUUGUCAGGAUAUAUAUAUAUUGAUUUUCUCACCCCUCCUGGGUGGUAUGUUAUAUUCCCCAUUCUCGGGUCCUCUACCAGAGGCCUGGGUGUUUGAGUGUUCUGCGCAGUAUCUUAGCUGUUCCUAGAACUGCACUCUUCUGGAUGGCGAUCUCAGAUGUCCCACCUGGAAUCUGCUGAAGCCACUCCCCCAACUUGGGAAUUACAGGCCUGAGUGCUCCUAUCACAACUGGGAUUACUACUGCCUUCACUUUCCAUAUCUUUUCUAGCUCUUCUUACCUAUAUAGGAACUAUGGAUGAAUAAGUGUGUGUGUGUGUGUGUAUAUGUAUAUGUGUAUAUAUAUAUAUAUAUAUAAUUUUACUAUUGAAUAAGAAUAAAUACCAAAUUCCUCUGUUCAAAACAGACUAAAAGGAAGACAAUUGCGCUGCCAGGUUAGCAAUAUGCCCUGUUAUCUGUAUACUAAAGAGUACAUAGUACAAUAAUUUAAAUCAGUCAUUUCAUAAACAAGCACACAAUCGUAAAUAACACAUAUUAUAGUUUGCCUGCAGAAAAUAUUAAUCUGAGCCUAAAAGCUAGCUGAGCAUCAUGGGAAAUGUAGUCCAGAAACAAUUUAUGGUGUCAAGGUUAGCCAUCACUGGUAUAGAACAUACUUCCAAAAGCAUAUGUAAGAUUGUGUGUAUUGCUGUCUCAGCCACUUUUUCAUCUUACGCAUAUGUCAGCUGGUACAUCACUUGUUCCCAAUCAGGCACAGUCAGCUCCAUGGACAGUGUCCUGUGUGCUCCGAAAUUACAUCUCAAAGCGCCUACGCAGUUCACGAGCACACGCUCACUUAGUCAAAGUUAAAAAUGUCCUGUUGACACCUCUGCCUUUACCUUAAACGACAGAUGUGUUUACUAAAUGCAAAGGUCUUGUGAGACCUUCAGUAAAAGUGAAAAGAACCAAAAAGUUAGUCUAGAAAUCCACAUCAGAAACCGUAACAUUUCUCUCAUUUGUUCUUUUAUAUUUCCACUUCUUUCCCCUUUUUAAAAGGAUUUCCAGCUUGCUCUCUUAUUUAAGGUAUUUGCUGCAUGCUUGCAUCCAGAUUUUUCCAUAUGUUUUCGUGUUUUUUUAUAAGAGGAUUUUUAAAAAAAAUUUUUCUUUCCUCUUGAAAUAUUUUUUACUCCGUCUGUGUGUGUGUGGUUUUGUACAUACAUAUGCUUUUUUUUUUAUAUUUUUCCAUUAAUAAACAUUAAACUGCAUGUUUUCGUAAAAUGUAUUGUAAUGUAAUGUAUUGUUUUCCUGGAAAGUGUGCAUAACUGUAAAAAAGAGAAAAACAGAGAGAACUCUGGUUAAAGAACCAAUUGCAGUAACUUUUCAUACCAAGUUAUUUUCUCGGCUAAGCCAGUUUGUUUUCAUCUUUGUAAGGUCUACCUAAUACCGUUAUGAAAAUUCUACUAAUCCGCUCUUGUUAAAGGGAGAAUUGUUGGGAACUCAAAGUGUAUUUUAAAUUGUAUACCAAAAGAGCAGAAGUGAAAGCUUAGCUGCCUUGAAGAAUGCUGCCAAUUGAUCUCUUUGUACUUUAAAUUUGAAAUUCACACAAAGAUUUUCACUUUAGUAAAUCAUGUGGUACAUGGUUCUUGGGCUUGCUGCUUUUCUUCACUCUCAAUCACCACUAUGGCAGAACUUGGCCAGCCACUCAUUGGCUUCCAGACUUUCCAGCACUGCAAGAGUUUGUAAAUACACUACUGGAAGUUUAAAUCUGUUUGCAUACAGAGUAGGUAGACUGGGAUGCAUUCCAUUGCAUCAUUACAUCAUAAAGAAUAAAGACACUCCAGACAUACACAUAUUGUGCAAUCUGUAGGUCAUGUUAUUUGCAUUGCUGGCUUUUCUUUCUUUCUUUUUUUUUUUUUUUUUUCUCAGUCUUUUUUUUUUUAAUUUUUCCUUUUUAGAUGCUACUUACUACAAAUUGCUUUUGCUCAAUUGACUUACUUUUUUGCCCCUUCUCUCCCAGCCUGUAGUGUACCACAGCUGAUGUACACAGUGCCAUUUAGGUCUUGCUGUGUGGUAGUUCAUAUGUUCAUUGUUCUAGAAGAGAAAGUUUGAAAUUGAACUACAACUCACAGAAACCAUUUCUGUGCCCGUUUACCUUCAUUACUUAUGGUAGAUACUUAGUAGCGCUAUCAAAAAUAUGUUAAAUCUCUAUCAUUUCCUGGUUUAGUGAGAGCUCACUGCAAAUUCUACGCAGUCUGAAAUUCUGAGAAAAUACAGGAAAUUAUUUUUUUUUUUUCUUUAUAAUAUUUUAUAUUUGUAAUGCAUUAAAAAAUUGUGUCAAAUCCAGUGAGGAGUGUCUCUUAAAAUCUCUACUAGAAAGUCUUACCCUUUUUUUUUUACAAAUUUCUCUCCAAUCUUAAUGUCUGCUUACAUAAUUCCCCAUCUGCCCAUCUUAGUCUUCUUAAAGGGACACUAUAGUCACCUGAACAACUUUAGCUUAAUGAAGCAGUUUUGGUGUAUAGGACAUGCCCCAGCAGCCUCACUGCUCAGUCCUCUGCCAUUUAGGAGUUAAAUCCCUUUGUUUAUGAACCCUAGUCACACCUCCAUACAUGUGACUUGCACAGCCUUCCAUAAACACUUCCUGUAAAGAGAGCCCUGUUUAGGCUUUCUUUAUUGCAAGUUCUGUUUAAUUAAGAUUUUCUUAUCCCCUGCUAUGUUAAAGGACCACUCUAGGCACCCAGACCACUUCAGCUUAAUGAAGUGGUCUGGGUGCCAGGUCCUUCUAGGGUUAACCCAUUUUUUCAUAAUUAUAGCAGUUUCAGAGAAACUGCUAUAAUUAUGAAUGGGUUAAGCCUUCCCCCAAUCCUCUAGUGGCUGUCUCAUUGACAGCCACUGGAGGCGCUUGCGUGCUUCUCACUGUGAAAAUCACAGUGAGAGCACGCCAGCGUCCAUAGGAAAGCAUUGUAAAUGCUUUCCUAUGAGACCGGCUGAAUGCGCGCGCAGCUCUUGCCGGGCGUGCGCAUUCAGCCGGCGGGGCGGAGGCGGAGAGGAGGAGGAGAGCUCUCCGCCCAGCGCUGGAAAAAGGUAAGUUAUUACCCCUUUCCCCCUUCCAGAGCCGGGCGGGAGGGGGUCCCUGAGGGUGGGGGCACCCUCAGGGCACUAUAGUGCCAGGAAAACGAGUAUGUUUUCCUGGCACUAUAGUGGUCCUUUAAUAACUUGCUAGACCCUGUAAGAGCCUCCUGUAUGUAAUUAAAGUUCAAUUUAGAGAUUUAGAUACAAUUAUUUAGGGUAAAUUACAUCUGUUUGAAAGUGAAACCAGUUUUUUUUUUUUUUUCAUGCAGGCUCUGUCAAUCAUAGCCAGGGGAGGUGUGGCUUGGGCUGCAUAAAUAGAAACAAAGUGAUUUAACUUCUAAAUGACAGUGAAUUGAGCAGUGAAAUUGCAGGGGAAUGAUCUAUACACUAAAACUGCUUUAUUUAGCUAAAGUAAUUUAGGUGACUAUAGUGUUCCUUUAAUUCUCAAUUAGCUUAUUACAUUUAUUUUUUUAAGAAAUAUAGCUUCAGCUAUACAUUGCAGUAGCUAUAGCGUAAAAAAUUAAAUGUUGUUACCUUUUAAGCUAUACAUCUUUACUCCUACGUCACCAGCUGUAAAAACUACAAUAUGGAGACAAUGGGCAGCUGCACAUGGCAUACCUGAUCUCCUAGCAUGCACAUGGGUGGCAGUAGUUAUCUGAUGGGUGUUAGUAAGUUUUGUGGGGGACAGGGUGGCUGUGCAAGCUAUAUUGCCCUGUCCUUUCCCAAUGAAACUGUUUUAGUAGCAGAUCACUUUGAGGCCUGACUAGUAUUGCAUGUUAAAUGUUGAGCCCUGGUUAAUCCUAUGAGUGUACUGCUGCAGUGUUUACAAUCCGAAAUGUAUUUAUGUUUUGUUUUUUCUGCUUUGUUAGGAUUCUGGACACCCCUGCACUGCCAAUGACCCAGGGAGCUGCUUUGUACCCAUUUCCCCUCAGCACUUUAUUGAUCUCUUCAGAUUUUAAAAAGCUCUAA